GCCACGCACCGCCCUUUCCUCUGUUGCUCAAGCAACGAACAUGGAGACAGCUGGAAAAGUGAUCAAGUGCAGGGCUGCAGUUGCCUGGGAACCUGGGAAGCCUCUCUCUAUCGAAGAGGUGGAGGUAGCGCCGCCAAAGGCCCAUGAAGUCCGCAUCAAGAUCUUUGCUACCGGGGUGUGUCAUACUGAUGCCUACACUCUUAGCGGCAGUGACCCUGAGGGACUUUUCCCUGUCAUCUUGGGCCAUGAGGGGGCUGGAACAGUUGAGAGUGUCGGUGAGGGUGUCACCAAAUUCAAGCCAGGUGAUACUGUUGUCCCCUUGUACGUGCCACAGUGUGGGGAAUGCAAAUUCUGCAAAAAUCCCAAGACAAACCUUUGCCAGAAAAUCAGAGUAACCCAGGGCCGGGGCCUGCUCCCUGACAACACCUCGCGCUUCACUUGCAAGGGAAAGCAAGUGUUUCACUUCAUGGGGACCAGCACCUUCUCUGAGUACACUGUAGUGGCUGACAUCUCUCUGGCAAAAGUGAAUGAAAAAGCCCCACUGGAUAAAGUCUGCCUUCUUGGAUGCGGCAUUUCUACUGGUUACGGCGCUGCUCUCAACACUGCCAAGGUUGAGCCUGGUUCCACUUGUGCUGUGUUUGGCCUUGGAGCUGUUGGCCUGGCUGUCAUUAUGGGCUGCAAGGUUGCCGGGGCAACCAGGAUCAUUGGCGUUGACAUCAACCCUUCAAAGUUUGAGAAAGCAAAGGAAUUUGGUGCCACUGAGUUUGUGAACCCCAAGGACCACAGCAAGCCUAUCCAGGAGGUGCUGGUCGAGAUGACUGAUGGAGGAGUGGACUAUUCUUUUGAGUGCAUUGGAAAUGUGCAAAUCAUGAGAGCAGCUUUGGAGGCGUGCCAUAAAGGAUGGGGUGAGAGUGUCAUCAUUGGUGUGGCCGGAGCUGGACAGGAGAUCUCCACCAGACCCUUCCAACUGGUGACAGGCCGAGUGUGGAGGGGCACAGCCUUUGGAGGCUGGAAAAGUGUGGAGAGUGUUCCUAAACUGGUGGAGGACUACAUGAAUAAGAAGCUGAAGGUGGAUGAAUUUGUAACCCACACUCUGCCCUUUGAGCAGAUCAAUGAGGGUUUUGAACUCAUGCAUGCCGGAAAGAGUAUCCGUGCUGUGCUGACCUUCUGAAGUGCCUCAAACAUCGACAUCUGCCCUUGAAACAAUCUCUGUUCAUAGUUGCAGCACUUAAUACAUUUCUUUGCACUUGGUUUGAUUUAAUAAAUUUCAGUGUUAGAAGCUAAACAAAACUGUCAUAAAAGAGUUUUGAGUUUGGAUUACUCUCUGUGUUGUCUGUUUAAUUGACUAACAUGAUGUUUUAUAAGAAAAGAAUACAUGUGAACUGGGAGGACAUUGGCUGCUGCACUUGUUAUAAAAAGUUAAAGGGAA
This is a messenger RNA of Cheilinus undulatus (humphead wrasse), 1429 nucleotides long. Its product is annotated as alcohol dehydrogenase class-3. Gene Ontology annotation, molecular function: S-(hydroxymethyl)glutathione dehydrogenase [NAD(P)+] activity; zinc ion binding. Gene Ontology annotation, cellular component: cytosol. Bases 41 to 1171 code for a protein of 376 amino acids. The transcript has 9 exons. Lineage: Eukaryota; Metazoa; Chordata; Actinopteri; Labriformes; Labridae. Gene Ontology annotation, biological process: formaldehyde catabolic process. The record is from RefSeq and is a predicted model, not a curated record.